Molecule: messenger RNA, 612 nt
Organism: Ceratosolen solmsi marchali
Lineage: Eukaryota; Metazoa; Arthropoda; Insecta; Hymenoptera; Agaonidae
Product: endocuticle structural glycoprotein SgAbd-8-like
Exons: 2
Coding region: 1-399 (132 amino acids)
Cellular component (GO): chitin-based extracellular matrix
Molecular function (GO): structural constituent of chitin-based larval cuticle
Source: RefSeq, a predicted model, not a curated record
AUGAAAAUCUUUGUUACCGUACUCGCCUUGGUUGCGUUGGUACGUGCCCAGCAACAGACUCUGCAACAGCCGAUUGCGAUUGUGCGCCAGGCCCAGGAUAUUUCCCCGGAGGGCUCCUAUUCGUACAGCUACGAGACGGAGAACGGCAUCGCCGCGGCCGAAUUGGGCGAGCCAAGAGUCAUCAACGAGGAGGGAGCGGCCGCUAUCGCAGCUCAGGGUCAGUUCCAGUAUACGGCACCCGAUGGGACUCCUAUCGCCGUAAGCUACGUCGCUGACGAAAACGGCUUCCAGCCUCAGGGCGCUCACCUGCCGGUACCCCAGCCCAUCCCCGAGGCUAUACAAAGGGCGCUCGAUUAUAUCGCGACUCAUCCCCAGCCUCAGGAACAGAGUAGUCAGUAGCUCUAGUGAGCGGCUAAUUGGUUGGUUAUACUUCCAGAGGCCCAAUGAUGAAAUACUGCUCAACGCCAUUUUUUUUUUUUUUUUUUUCACACAAAGUGUUUUAAUCAAAGUGUUAAUUAUAUCGAUUAAUGUGUAUUGCUCUUUGUAAAUUUCGACUUACUGCUAUGUAGUAAUCCAGUGCAUAAAUAACUUCAAAGACCAGUUAUAGAUUAA